ACACAUUGCAUCAGUUUUGUAAAAACAUCAAUGUUUUGAUAUUUGAAUAAAAUUAAAAAUAGUAAAAAUAUUAAGCAGUUUUGAAAUGAGCGAAACAGACAUCGAUAAAAUUUGCCGACUUUGCUGCACAAAAAAAGGUCGGUUGAGGCAUCUUUUCGACGAUCGGCAAGAAUAUGCGCGACCAUUGCCGGACAUUAUCAGCGAUGUUUCUCGGCUGCAGGUGGAGCGAAAUGACGGAAUGCCGCAACGGAUCUGCAGAGUGUGUACUACAACAUUGGUGAAAAUUUAUGAAACGAUUGAGAGCUAUCGAGCGAAUGAUUUGAAGCUUCGUCAACUGCUUAGCGCGGAACCUCCCGUGGAGAUAAAGGAAGAAGAAGUGGACAUAGAGUUUUUGGAAAAUGCAUUUACACAGGAUUUACAAGUUGGAAAUGUGUCUAUAAAACAGGAAGUAACGGAAAUAGAGUAUCUUGAAUCGGAAAUUUCACAGGAAAACCUCAAUGAGUCGUCAGAUGACAAGGAGUCGAAAAUUUCCACUUCAAACGACAAUAUCAAAAAUGAUAUUACAAAUGAAGACGACUACGACGCGGAGUGGAAGCCCCAGUCAAACCACGAUAAAGAGGUUAAAAAAUCAUCAGUAAAGGGAAGUCGUAAGCGAAGAACAACAAAAGAUGACAAGGAGAAGAUUCCCGGUCGCCGUCGCCGAAAGGAUGAAUAUCCUGACCGUCCUAGAUUGCAUGAUCACAAAUGUUAUAUUUGCAAAAGUGAAUCCCAAGGUACAGCCGAAGCACUCUUGGCUCAUCUGAACAGUAAUCAUUUGGAUCUACUGCCUUACACAUGUCCCGAAUGCGUAAUGGAAACGAUUGUACUCAAGGGUAUUCAAGGUGUAAACUACCACAUGCGACAACACUUGAAUCCUGUAAAAUGUCCUUAUUGCGACCGACGUUACUGCAAUAAAAAGAGUGUUGAGUUUCAUGUGCAGUCACAUCACAUGGGAGAAAAUGCUCCACAUCCAUCGCCGUGCGACCAAUGCGGAAAAGUCUAUCCUUCUAAGUUGGCCCUGAAAAACCACAUGCGGCUGCAUACAUCGGGCGCAGCAUGCGAAAUUUGUGGAAAGGUCUUUAAAGAGAGGAACAGACUUCGGAAGCACAUCCAACGCCGACAUGAAAAUCUUAAACUUUUCGAGUGCCACAUCUGCAAGAAAAAACUUACUUCGUUAUGCUCUGUUCAAAGUCAUAUCAAAACGUAUCACACAAAUCAAGUGUUCAAAUGCAGUUACUGCCCGAGAACCUACACAUCAGAGAUGACACACAAAUUCCAUGAGAAGAAGCAUGCCGAAAACCCGGAUUAUGUGGCCACAAAAGAUUGGAAAGAGUAUUACGACUAUGUCGAGGGCGAAUCGGAAGGAGGAGCUAAACUGAAAAAAUGUAAACUAUGUGGAGUAGUAACCAGAAACAUGAUAUCCCACCUGACUUCGAUUCACUUUCCAUCUGAGUUCAGGUGUGAAAUAUGUGGCGCCACAUUCAAACGUAAAAAUACCUACGAUAUCCACGUGCUGGAGCACGAACAUGGUAAAGCUGUCCAGUGUCCGAUUUGCAAUCGGGAAUUCUCCGAUCGUAGACUUUUGUUGGCGCAUCUGCGCACCAAGCAGCAUCGCGAUCAUCCGAUAGCCAAGUCGGUGCUCAGCACUGUGCGCAGAACCAAGAAUAGCAAACCGAAGGAAGCGAACACGGACGAGAACCCGGAUGCUGUUUUCCAAGAUGAUGGUUUGGUUGAUGUGGGAGAAGAUGGUUUCGUGUAAGAUGGAUCGCUUGUACAAUAAAGGAGAAUAUGCAAAUUCCGUUACGUCACUGUCCUAGCGUUCAGAUUUAGGAAUCAAGAUGCGUCCCUAA
This is a messenger RNA of Armigeres subalbatus, 1889 nucleotides long. RefSeq names its product zinc finger protein 37 homolog. The coding region runs from base 86 to 1798 and encodes 570 amino acids. Gene Ontology annotation, biological process: regulation of transcription by RNA polymerase II. Gene Ontology annotation, cellular component: nucleus. The record is from RefSeq and is a predicted model, not a curated record. The transcript is spliced from 3 exons. NCBI's taxonomy places the organism in Eukaryota, Metazoa, Arthropoda, Insecta, Diptera, Culicidae. Gene Ontology annotation, molecular function: RNA polymerase II cis-regulatory region sequence-specific DNA binding; zinc ion binding; DNA-binding transcription activator activity, RNA polymerase II-specific.